Colius striatus (speckled mousebird) is the source of this 602-nucleotide messenger RNA. It is a transcript of the gene CRYBA2, whose product is annotated as crystallin beta A2. NCBI's taxonomy places the organism in Eukaryota, Metazoa, Chordata, Aves, Coliiformes, Coliidae. The transcript has 4 exons. Gene Ontology annotation, biological process: lens development in camera-type eye; visual perception. The record is from RefSeq and is a predicted model, not a curated record. Gene Ontology annotation, molecular function: structural constituent of eye lens. The coding region runs from base 1 to 594 and encodes 197 amino acids.
AUGAGCAGCAGCGAAGCCAUGGACACCCUGGGGCAGUACAAGAUCACAGUGUGGGAGGAGGAGAGCUUCCAGGGCAAGCGCUGCGAGUUCCUCAUGGAGUGUCCCAGCAUCAUGGAGCGCGGCUUCCGCAAGAUCCGCUCCAUCAAGGUGGAGUCUGGCCCCUGGGUGGGCUUCGAAUACCCUGAGUACCAGGGGCAGCAGUUCAUCCUGGAGAAGGGAGACUAUCCACGGUGGGAGGCCUGGAGCGGGAACAGUGGCUACCGGACCGAGCACCUCCUCUCCUUCCGGCCCGUCAAGUGCGCGAACCACAACGACAGCAAAGUCAUCCUCUAUGAGGCGGAGAACUUCCAGGGGCACAAGUUUGAGCUGAGUGACGACUACCCCUCACUGCAGGCCAUGGGCUGGGGCAACAAGGAGGUGGCAUCCAUCAAAGUGAACGCAGGAGCGUGGGUGGCAUACCAGUACCCGGGAUACAGGGGCUACCAGUAUGUGCUGGAGCGGGACAGACAGAACGGCGAGUUCAAGAAGUACAAUGAAUACAGCAGCCAGGCCCACACCAACCAGAUCCAAUCCAUCCGCCGUGUCCAGCACUGAGCAGGGGC